AUGUCUGGACGCGGCAAAGGAGGUAAAGGGCUUGGAAAAGGGGGCGCCAAGCGCCAUCGAAAGAUUCUGCGAGACAACAUCCAGGGAAUCACCAAGCCAGCAAUCCGACGUCUGGCUCGCCGCGGUGGUGUCAAGCGUAUUUCCGGGCUUAUUUACGAAGAGACCCGCGGAGUCCUCAAAGUCUUCCUGGAAAACGUUAUCCGUGAUGCUGUGACUUACACCGAACACGCCAAACGGAAGACCGUUACCGCAAUGGAUGUGGUCUACGCCCUUAAACGCCAAGGCCGUACCCUAUACGGUUUUGGCGGGUAG
This is a messenger RNA of Pocillopora verrucosa, 312 nucleotides long. NCBI's taxonomy places the organism in Eukaryota, Metazoa, Cnidaria, Anthozoa, Scleractinia, Pocilloporidae. The record is from RefSeq and is a predicted model, not a curated record.